CCGGCGGCUGAGAGGUUGGUUGCGCGGCCGCCGGGGAAGGAGACGCUGCCCUUUCGCAGCGAUGGGAUCCCGGCUCCGUGGAGGGACCCUCUGGUAUGCACAUUCCUGUCUUUCCGGGCGGUGGAUGGCUCCUGGGACCCAGCCAGCAACCAGUUGAAGACGUUCUCCUUGGAAACACUCCACCCAAGGGCUCUGGCCUGGUGUGUUGGCCCUGCCAUGGCGUUCCGGAGGACUGAGGGCAUGUCCAUGAUCCAGGCCCUGGCCAUGACGGUGGCCGAGAUCCCUGUGUUCCUGUACACGACGUUUGGACAGUCUGCAUUCUCGCAGCUGCGGCUGACACCAGGCCUGCGGAAGGUCCUGUUUGCCACAGCCCUGGGGACCGUGGCCUUGGCCCUGGCCGCCCACCAGCUGAAGAGGCGAAGGCGGAAGAAGAAGCAGGUCGGCCCUGAGAUGGGAGGCGAGCAUCUGGGCACGGUGCCCCUCCCCAUCCUCAUGGCCAAGAAGACCCCAUCGGUGAAGAAAGGCUACUCCAGCCGGAGGGUACAGAGCCCCAGUAGCAAGAGCAACGACACCCUGAGUGGCAUCUCCUCCAUUGAGCCCAGCAAGCGCUCGGGCUCCUCCCACAGCUUGGCCUCGAUGGUGGCGGUAAAUGCAUCCAGCCCCACAGCUGCGUGCUCGGGACCAUGGGAUGCCAGAGGGAUGGAGGAGUCUGUGACUACCAGCGAUGGCAAUGCCGAGAGCCUCUACAUGCAAGGCAUGGAGUUAUUCGAGGAGGCUCUGCAGAAAUGGGAGCAGGCGCUGAGCGUGGGGCAGAGGGGAGACAGCGGCAGCACCCCCACACCAGGGGACGGCCUCCGGAACCCUGAGACUGCUUCCGAAGUACUUUCUGAGCCAGAGUCACAGCGAAGGGAGUUUGCAGAGAAGCUGGAGUCCCUGCUACACCGGGCCUACCACCUGCAGGAGGAGUUUGGGUCCACCUUCCCCUCCGACAGCCUGCUCCUGGACCUGGAGCGGACCCUCAUGCUGCCCCUGUCCGAGGGCUCGCUGCUUCUGCGGGCGGACGAUGAGGACAGCCUGAUCUCGGACGAUUCCUUCUUCUCUGCUACCGAGCUCUUUGAGUCCCUGCAGGUCGAAGAUUACCUGAUCCCACUCUCCAGGCCCGCUGCCGCCUACGAGGAGGCGCUACAGCUGGUGAAGGAGGGGAAGGUGCUCUGCCGGACCCUCAGGACAGAGCUGCUGGGCUGCUACAGUGACCAUGACUUUCUGGCCAAGCUGCAUUGUGUGCGGCAGGCGUUUGAGGGCCUCCUGGAGGACCAGAAUCACCAGCUCUUCUUCGGGGAGGUUGGCCGGCAGAUGGUGACAGGCCUGAUGACCAAGGCUGAGAAGAGCCCCAAAGGCUUCCUGGAGAGCUACGAGGAGAUGCUGAACUAUGCUCUGCGGCCGGAGACCUGGGCUACCACACGGCUGGAGCUGGAGGGCCGUGGGGUGGUGUGCAUGAGCUUCUAUGACAUCGUGCUGGACUUCAUCCUCAUGGACGCCUUUGAGGACCUGGAGAACCCCCCGUCCUCCGUGCUCGCCGUCCUGAGGAACCGCUGGCUGUCCGACAGCUUCAAGGAGACGGCCCUGGCCACUGCUUGCUGGUCAGUCCUCAAAGCCAAGAGGAGGCUGCUGAUGGUGCCUGACGGCUUCAUCUCUCAUUUCUACUCCGUAUCGGAGCAUGUUAGCCCCGUCUUGGCCUUUGGCUUCCUUGGACCCAAGCCCCAGCUCGCCGAAGUCUGUGCUUUCUUCAAGCACCAGAUCGUGCAGUACCUGAGGGACAUGUUUGACCUGGACAACGUGCGCUACACCUCGGUGCCGGCGCUGGCGGAUGACAUCUUGCAGCUGUCCCGGCGCCGCAGCGAGAUCCUGCUCGGCUACCUGGGGGCACCGGUGGCCAGCAGUGUUGGCCUGAACGGCGUGCUGCCCCGAGAGAACGGUCCCCCGGAGGAGCUGUAGCCAUGGCGGGCGCAGGCUGGGGAGGGGUGGCUGCUGGGCCUCGUCCACGUGGGUGAUGGCAGAGACAAGGUGCCUCCUCCCUCCUUUGGGUUGACAAGCAAGGGCCGGGCAUCUGUGCCAUCAGCAGCUCAGAGCCCAGGCCGUGGUAGCCAAGGGCGGUUGCCCCUGACCUUGCCCCACCCCCAAUCAUCUGGGAAUCCCCAAGGCCUGGGGGUAAACUUCCAUGGAGAGGGAGGGAGCCCCUUGGGGCCCGUCUGACUGCCCUCAGCGGUCCCUGGGGAAGCGGAGGCUGGACCAGUGGCCAGUGGGGCCUGAGGGAGAAGAAGGUAGUGAGAGAGAGAGAGGAAGGUGUUGUGAAGAGAAUUGGGGCAGGCAGAGCUGGGGUGCCCUGGGUGUGAGACCCCAAAAGCUCCCACCACCCUAGGCUGCUGACGAGGGGCUGGGAGGGUGGAGGUGAAAGGUGGGGAUGGCAGGGCUCUGGGUGAAGGUCAUCUAUGUCCUGAGCUGGAAGGAACCUGGGCUGAGAGGUCUCAGAAUCCAGGCCCACGGCUGGCCAGUCCCGACGACCCCCACCACCCGAGAGAGCUGCAACUCAGAGAGUGAGGGUGGGGCCUCCGAGGGGCUGUGAGCACCAUGGUGGCAGCAGGCGUGGCCGGCAGGAGGGGGGACGCAGGAGGGACUCUCCUUGUGCUCACAUCUGGGUAGGGACUGGGCACUCGACAGACCCAAGCACCACACAGGACAUUGUCCUCUGACAUCCCCUCCCUGCCAGAGCCGGUCACCUCCUCCCGCUUCUGCCACCACCAGACAGGCGGGCUGGUCCUGCCGCCCACCCCCCUCCCUCUGUGAGCCCGGAACUCUCCGGGUGGUGCUAGGUGCUGAGCUGGAGGCUCGGACGGGAGUCCUCUCAGGCCUAUCACCUGUGCUGCCAUCGCUGGUGGCCCCAGGAGUGAGGGGCCCAGGGACCACACUGGGGGAGGUCAGGAGGUGGACGGCUGGCCCAGCCCCCAGCCCUCACUAGGACAAGAAACCGCCCGGCACUUGGAUGCACACGUGCUCUGGCGUCCGCGCAGGGCCCGCCUCCCCGCUGGUCCUGCCGAUGGAGAUGGAGGCAGUCGCACUUGUCCCACGCCAUUUGUCCCCGUCGCAGGGUCUCUGUCAGCCCUGCAGACUCACUUCUCUUAGGGUGUUUCACCUGAGCUGGGGCGUUUUAUUUAUUGCCUUAACACUUUAUUUUGAGGUUCUACCCCGUCCAGGUUGGGAGGCCUGUGAGAGAAAUAGGCUUCUCCCAGUUCUCCAUUCCCUGGAUUUGGGGACUGGCUCCUCAGGCCAGGUCCCUCUCCCUGAAUGGCAAAGGGGCCCCAGGGGUGGGGUGAUCUUGCCCAUUUGGGUGGGGAGAGAGGAGAGAUGGGCAAGGGAGAUAUGAGCCUACUUUCCUCCUGGAAUCCCGUCCCUCUGCAACCCCCUCCCCACCUUCCCAUGCUUCCCGGACUGGAGGAGGGCUGUGCACUAACUGGGUUCCGGCUCCAAACCCACCUGCAGCCUCCUGGGAGGGAAGGACUGGGGUGGCCUCCUCCACCCCAACAUUCCGUUCAUUUACUUACCCUGCGCUGUGAAUGUAAUCUCGGGCCUGGCCCCGCCUACUGAUUUACUCCUGAAUCACACACAAGUGGCAUUUUCAUUUUGUCUGUUUACACACCCAUGCGCUGCCCCGGCACCUGAUCUGUUGCAGCUUCUAACUUCCGUGUGGUAGAGCUCUGUGCACUGACUUCGAGUCAAAUAAAUGAUCUAAAGGAUUUCCCUCCAAGUUGCCAUGCUGCUGGGUACAUAUGUGUGGCCAGCUACUUCUCGGACCACAGCUGGGGACCCCCUCUUUGGGGUGCAGUUAGUGGAGGUUUCAGGAGGGCAAGGGUCAAGGACAGCCUGGUAGGGGCUGUGAGUCCACUUAGCCUGGCAGGGUCCACAUGGCCCUAGGCAGGGAGGCCCCUGAGCGGGGGAGUGGCCAGUGAAAUGCUUGGGGGCACAGGUGUGGGUGGGCGGCCUGGGUGUGGAUCAGCUCAGGCAGCAUCUAGGUGAGGCUUCUGUCCGAGCCUCUGUCCACAUCUGCAAGAUGCAGGUGUUGGACGAGGCCAGCAGUGUAGGGUCAGGCUCAGUCACAGCCUGCGCUGGUGAGAGCCGGGAUGAGGGGCUGGGACAGGUGGGAGCAGAGCAGAUCUGGGCCUGCUAGAUAUUCAGGUGUUUUCAUGGGCAGUUGGGCACUGCAAGGUUUAUGUGAAGGGUAUUUUAAAAACAAAAUAGCUUCACUUUGAAAAGUUUCAGGUGUACCAAAGAGUUAAAAAGAAAUGCAUAUAAAGACUACCCAUAAAACCAACCCUCAAGUCAGUAAUUAACAUCUUGCCAUUUCUUUAAAAAAAUUUUUUUUAAUAUAUUUUAUUGAUUUUUUUACAGAGAGGAAGGGAGAGGGAUAGAGAGUUAGAAACAUCGAUGAGAGAGAAACAUGGAUCAGCUGCCUCCUGCACACCCCCUACUGGGGAUGUGCCCACAACCAAGGUACAUGCCCCUGGCCGGAAUCGAACCUGGGACCCUUCAGUCCGCAGGCCAACGCUCUAUUCACUGAGCCAAACUAGUCAGGGCUAAAAAAAUUUUUAGAGUAAGUUCUAGACAUGUACUUCAUCCCUAAACACCUGAACAAGCAGGUCUUAAAAAUAAGGCAGUUCUCUGGCAUGACCAAGAUACCAUAAUCACACCUGGAAAGUGUAUCACUGAUUCUCUAGUAUCUGCUGGGAUUCUGAAAAAUUUUUUUUCCGGCAAAGAAAAAUGCCUGACUCCCCUUUGCGGAUUUUAGAGACGCGAGCCAAUCUGGUCACCGAGACUAGCAAGUUGUUUUGUUGGAUUGAAACAGCUUUAUUGAGGUAUAACGUGUGCCAUAAAAUUCAUUUGCUUUAAUGAUUUUUAGUAAAUGUACAGAGUGCAGCUGUUACCACAGUAUAUUUUUAGAACCUUUCCAUCGCCACAAAAAGACCCCUUGUGUCCUUUUGCAGUAAACCCCCCAGCCCCCAGGCCGCCACCAAUCUAUUGUUUUCUCUCUUGAUUUGCCUUUUCUGGACAUUUCUGUAAAUGAAUCCUACAGUCUGUGAUCUUUUGUGCUUGGUUUCUAAUGAUGUUUCUGAGAUUUGUCCAUUUUAUGGCAGGUACCAGUAAUUUAUUUCUGUUGCUGACUAGUUUCCAACAAUAAGUUUUUCUGUUUUUUGAAUACCA
This is a messenger RNA of Myotis lucifugus (little brown bat), 5253 nucleotides long. It is a transcript of the gene MIGA2, whose product is annotated as mitoguardin 2. The transcript has 16 exons. The record is from RefSeq and is a predicted model, not a curated record. Bases 217 to 1995 code for a protein of 592 amino acids. NCBI's taxonomy places the organism in Eukaryota, Metazoa, Chordata, Mammalia, Chiroptera, Vespertilionidae. Gene Ontology annotation, biological process: mitochondrial fusion.